Molecule: messenger RNA, 2080 nt
Organism: Pyricularia oryzae 70-15
Lineage: Eukaryota; Fungi; Ascomycota; Sordariomycetes; Magnaporthales; Pyriculariaceae
Product: glutamine synthetase
Exons: 4
Coding region: 236-1681 (481 amino acids)
Molecular function (GO): glutamine synthetase activity
Source: RefSeq, a predicted model, not a curated record
GACAGACCUCCGACUUUCGCACCUGAUUCACGAUAACGACCCACCCCCAAUUGUUGCACGAGUCGCAAUCGUACCCCUUAUCCCAAGGGGCUCAAGUUUCCCCUCUUUCGACUGUUGGUUCCUUCUUAACCCGACUUGCAACUGCAACAUCCUCGUGCAUUUACUUUGUGUUUGGUUGUUUGUCCAUAUUGCUUUGCCUGAACAGAGAAGCGAAAAAUAAACGUGGUCAAACAUCAUGGCGUCCAUCACACUCGAGUCCCUCCCCGAUGUCUUGGCCAACGAUACCAAGGUCAAACUCGCGGGCAUCGACGUCGAUGGUAUCCUGCGCGGCAAGCUUGUGUCCAAGAAGAAGUUCCUCUCCAUAGCCAAGGAUGGCUUUGGUUUCUGUUCCGUCAUCUUUGGCUGGGACAUGCACGACCAGACCUACUUCCGCGAGCUGGAAAUCAGCAACGCCGGCAAUGGCUACCGUGACCUCGUCGCCAUUCCCGACCUCGCCAGCUUCCGUCGCGUGCCCUGGGAGAACGACAUCCCGUUCUUCCUCGUCAGCUUUCACGACCCGGACACUAUGGAACCCAUCUGUGCUUGCCCCAGGGGCCUGCUGCGGACUCAGCUUGAUAAGAUCAAGAGCGAAGGAUAUGGAGCCAUGGCUGGAGCCGAGUAUGAAUUCUACCAGUUCAGGACACCAUCGUCCGACCCGGCUGCUUCCAGCGCCCCUUCAACUGCCGCAUACCUCCGCGAAAACCCUCCGCAUUCCCUUCCCGCUUUGACCGAGGGAAUGUUUGGUUACAGUCUCACGAGGCCAGUGCACAACCAAGACUACUUCUACGACAUAUUUGACACUUGCGAAAAGUUCAACUGCAACAUUGAGGGCUGGCACACCGAGAGUGGGCCGGGCGUGUUCGAGGCCGCGCUCGAAUUUGGAGAGAUCACUGGCAUGGCAGACCGUGCGAGCCUAUUCAAAUACGCCGUCAAGUCGGUUGCGACAAAGUACGGCAUCACACCUUGCUUCAUGGCAAAGCCUAAGCAAGGUCUCCCUGGCAACAGCGGUCACAUGCACAUAUCUCUGGUUGACAACUCGGGCAAGAACCUGUUCGCCCGCGAAACUCCGGACGAGAAUGCGCCGUGGCCCGACGUUGCUCAGCUCUCGGACAUUGGCCGUCACUUCCUGGCUGGGCUCCUCGAAGGCUUGCCCGACGUUAUGCCAAUUGUCGCCCCCACCAUCAACAGCUAUAAGCGCUUGGUGGAGAACUUUUGGGCGCCCGUGACGGUCUCAUGGGGCCUGGAGCACCGCGCCGCUAGUAUUCGCCUGAUCGCCCCACCGACCUCCAAGCCGGGGGCAACACGCUUUGAGGUCCGGGUACCGGGAGCAGACACAAACCCCUCGCUUGUCCUGGCCGCUAUCCUGGCUCUGGGCUGGCGCGGUGUGCAGAAGAAGCUCGAGAUUCCUUGCCCACCCCUCGGCAAGGGCGAGCAGGUCGGCGGUGAGAGUGACACUGGCAUCAGGCUGGCCAAGAGUCUUCGUGAGGCCACCGACCGAUUUAUGAGGAAAGAAAGCGUCGCGAGGGAGGCUUUCGGUGAUGCUUUUGUCGACCACUAUGGCGGCACCAGGGAGCACGAGAUCAGGCAGUGGGAUGAGGCUGUAACGGAUUGGGAAAUGAAGAGGUACAUCGAAACAGUUUAGGUAGCGGUUUUGUUUAUUUUUCACUCAUCUCGGAAUCAACGUGGGAGCAUUGCCAGACUUGCAUAUAGGGCACACACAGAGCGAGCAUCGGGGUUAAGAAUCAAGGAGUUCCGGUCUAAAGGAGCUACAUGGGAUUUCACGGGCUUCAAAUUCUUACUUUUGGCUAUCCUGCAUAAGGGUUGCAAUCUUGUCGCAGUGGUUUUAUUGUUAUCUUCAAUAUACUUUUCCCUAGCUGUCGUUCCAAUAUAUACCACCAAAUGGAAGACGAAUUCUACUUUGCGGCACAGACUUGUCUCCACCUCAGCCCUCUCAAUACAAUCCAUAACUCACAUAUUAUACACCACCCGACGUAGCCCUGCAGGAGGAGUUGUACGAAUUCAUUUCAAUCUUCCCCUCCAC